Molecule: messenger RNA, 1089 nt
Organism: Equus quagga
Lineage: Eukaryota; Metazoa; Chordata; Mammalia; Perissodactyla; Equidae
Gene: PRDM12
Product: PR/SET domain 12
Exons: 5
Coding region: 1-1089 (362 amino acids)
Biological process (GO): neurogenesis
Cellular component (GO): nucleus
Molecular function (GO): histone methyltransferase binding
Source: RefSeq, a predicted model, not a curated record
AUGAUGGGCUCCGUGCUCCCGGCUGAGGCCCUGGUGCUCAAGACGGGGCUAAAGGCGCCGGGGCUUGCGCUGGCCGAGGUCAUCACCUCCGACAUCCUGCACAGCUUCCUGUACGGCCGCUGGCGCAACGUGCUGGGCGAGCAGCUCUUCGAGGACAAGAGCCACCACGCCAGCCCCAAGACAGCCUUCACCGCCGAGGUCCUGGCGCAGUCCUUCUCCGGCGAGGUGCAGAAGCUGUCCAGCCUGGUGCUGCCGGCGGAGGUGAUCAUCGCGCAGAGCUCUAUCCCCGGCGAGGGCCUCGGCAUCUUCUCCAAGACGUGGAUCAAGGCGGGCACCGAGAUGGGCCCUUUCACCGGCAGCGUCAUCGCCCCGGAGCAUGUGGACAUCUGCAAGAACAACAACCUCAUGUGGGAGGUGUUCAACGAGGACGGCACAGUACGCUACUUCAUCGAUGCCAGCCAGGAGGACCACCGCAGCUGGAUGACGUACAUCAAGUGUGCACGCAACGAGCAGGAGCAGAACCUGGAGGUCGUCCAGAUUGGCACGAGCAUCUUCUACAAGGCCAUCGAGAUGAUCCCUCCCGACCAGGAGCUGCUGGUGUGGUAUGGGAACUCGCACAACACCUUCCUGGGGAUCCCCGGUGUGCCUGGGCUAGAGGAGGAGCAGAAAAAGAACAAGCAUGAGGACUUCCACCCGGCGGACUCGGCGGCGGGCACCGCGGGCCGCAUGCGCUGCGUCAUCUGCCACCGCGGCUUCAACUCGCGCAGCAACUUGCGCUCGCACAUGCGCAUCCACACGCUGGACAAGCCCUUCGUGUGCCGCUUCUGCAACCGCCGCUUCAGCCAGUCGUCCACGCUGCGCAACCACGUGCGCCUGCACACGGGCGAGCGCCCCUACAAGUGCCAGGUGUGCCAGAGCGCCUACUCGCAGCUGGCCGGCCUGCGCGCCCACCAGAAGAGCGCGCGCCACCGGCCGCCCAGCGCCGCGCUGCAGCCGCACUCGCCCGCGCUGUCCGCGCCGCACGCGCACGCGCCCGCGCUCACCGCCGCCGCCGCCGCCGCGCACCACCUGCCCGCCAUGGUGCUGUGA